Molecule: messenger RNA, 3552 nt
Organism: Frankliniella occidentalis (western flower thrips)
Lineage: Eukaryota; Metazoa; Arthropoda; Insecta; Thysanoptera; Thripidae
Exons: 9
Coding region: 298-3033 (911 amino acids)
Biological process (GO): iron ion transport
Cellular component (GO): plasma membrane
Molecular function (GO): copper ion binding; oxidoreductase activity
Source: RefSeq, a predicted model, not a curated record
GCCGGGCUCUGCCGGGCGCGGGGCAUACGUCAUCGGCAUCCUCUCCGGACGGCGGAGCCGGACCGCCUUAUCCCCGGGCGCCUCCUCACUCUGCUCCAUUCGCACCGGAGCCGGCCGGCGACGAGAACAGCGGAGUCGCUCGUGCACCAGCAGCACCAGCAGCACCAGCAGCCGGCAUCCACGACCGCGACCCUGACCGAGUCUCCCGGUGACCUGCGCGACCCGCACCUUGCUGCACGCCGACACCAGUUGUUAAUAUUGUUAUCGAGCUUUCUGUACGGACGGGGCCGAAAUAAGAUGUGGACUAGUGCGGAAGAGCGUUGGUGUUGGAGGAUGCGGCACGCUCUGCUCGCGGUGGUCGCCACGGCUCUGCUGGUCGGCGCGUCCCCCGCCGCCGGCGUCCUGCUCCAGGGCGGCGCCCACCCCUGCGCGCGGCCGUGCGUCGCCGGCGCCCGCCCCCUGACGUGCCGCUACGACUUCCUCGUCGAGAACUACCACUCCAUGAGCAAGGCGUGCUACGGCUGCCCCUGGAACGCCACCGACUGCGCGCGCCCCGACUGCAUCGCGGCCGACGGCGUGUCCAGGGCCCUGGUCGUCAUCAACCGCAUGAUGCCCGGCCCCAGCCUGCAGGUGUGCGUGGGCGACCGCCUGGAGGUGACGGUGCACAACCACAUGCCGGAGCAGAGCACGUCGGUGCACUGGCACGGCAUGCAGCAGCGCGGCACCCCCUACAUGGACGGCGUGCCCUUCGUGACGCAGUGCCCCGUGCAGCCGCACUCGUCCUUCCGCUACUCGUUCCGCGCCGACACCCCCGGCACUCACUUCUGGCACUCUCACACCGGCUGCCAGCGAGCGGACGGCGCCGUCGGGCUCCUCACCGUACGCGUGCCCAAGGUCCUCGACCCGCACGGCGCGCUGUACGACGUGGACGUCCCGGAGCACGGGGUCCUGGUGUGGGACUGGACACACACGCCGGCCGCCUCCAAGUUCCUGGCGCACCACCACGCCGGUGACGACAACAAGGCCGACUCGGUACUCAUCAACGGCAAGGGUGUCUCCCGGGUGUUCCGCUCGGCAGACGGCGCGGUCACGACCACCACGCCGAGAGAGGUGUUCCAAGUCAAGCAGGGUCUUCGCUACCGCUUCCGACUCGUAAACGCCGGUUUCCUAAACUGCCCCCUCGAGCUCUCUGUCGACAACCACACCUUGCUGGUGAUCGCCAGUGAUGGGGCCGACGUGAAGCCUGUUCGAGUAAACACGCUCGUGAGCUACGCGGGUGAGCGCUGGGACGUCGUGGUGGAGGCUGACCAGCCCGUCGACAGCUACUGGAUGCGGCUCCACGGCCUCCUGGACUGCGGCCCUCGCCGCGCCCACGAGGCUGCCAUCCUGCGGUACGAGGGCGCCGACCCCACCCUGGACCCCGCAGGCGCACCGCCCAGCUACGACGUGCACCCCGGACUCUCGGGAGGCCUCCAGGUGAACCCGUUGAACCGAGGCUCGGACGACCCGAACACCAUCACCGCGGCAGAGCUGCAGUCUCUGCCCGGUGGCCUGCUGCCCGCCCCGCUCGACGACCCCGCUCUGAAACCCGAGGCCGACGUGCAGCUCUUCGUCUCCUACGACUUCUACGCCGUCGACAACCCGCACAUUCACCGCGCCGGCCUGUACGGCAUAGCUCAAGUGCCCGCGUCGCCGCACCGCGUCUUCACGCCGCAGUUGAACCACAUCUCGCUGAGCCUCCCCGCCUUCCCGCUGCUGUCCGGCCGCGACCGGCUGGACUCGCCGCUGCACUCGCCCGCGCUGUGCAACGAGACCUCGCUGAGCGCCCAGGGCCGCGACUGCGGCCGCGAGUACUGCGAGUGCACGCACGUGGUGCGGGUGCCGCUGGGGGGCGUCCUGGAGAUCGUCCUCGUCGACCAAGGGGUCCGCUACGACGCCAACCACCCCUUCCACCUCCACGGGCAUGCCUUCCGCGUCGUGGCGCUGGAGCGGCUCGGCAACAGCACGACAGUGAGCGAGGUGCAGCGCCUCGACGCGGAGGGCCUCAUUGCCAAGAACCUGGUGGACCCGCCCACCAAGGACACCGUCACCGUUCCCGACGGCGGCUACACCGUCCUUAGAGUGCAUGCCGACAAUCCUGGAUACUGGCUGUUCCACUGCCACAUCGAGUUCCACGUCGAACUGGGGAUGGCCCUCGUCGUGAAGGUCGGCGAGCACGAGGACAUGCCCCCCGUCCCGCGAGGGUUCCCUCAGUGUGGCGACUGGGGCAGCAACAGCUGGAUGGGCGACUCUGGCGUGGACACCAACGAGGACGUGGACGUGGACAUGACGGGUGGGAAUCACAUCGCCAGAGUGCUCGGGCCGCUUUCGAACGCCAAAAAGCCCACCGCGCCGUCCACCAACCCGUCGACAAGCACCACACCACCACCCAUUUCGACAGCGGCUGCCUCCGCCACGGAUGCCGACAGCGCCGAUGAAGUGACUACGGUCGUGGAAGGCAUUCAGGAGGACGCCACCACUGAUCUGUUGCUCGUGCAGGACGACGAGGAGGCGGCGGCGAUGGGCGACAAGUUCCGCUACGACAGCGCCGUCACCGCCCGGAAUGGCGAGGAUAUCACCACGACCCAAAGCGACGCGGGUGACAAAGUGGAGCUUCCGAGCUCUCAGGCGACGGCCCCUUCCACCCCUGCUCCGCCCCCGCCUCCUCCCGUCGCCCCCGCGCGGCCCGGCACUCUGAGCGAGUUCAUCAUGCGGGUGUCGGCCCCAGCCUCGAGCCGCCGGCGCACCCCGGAGCCCCGGCAGGUGUGGGUGCUCUCGGACCCCGCGCGCCCCGACCUGCGCUACAACGUGCUGAUCGAGCCGGCGCAGGCGGGCGCGCCCCUGCGCGGGCCGCGCACCGCGGCCUCGACGGCGACCUGGCCGGGGCUGCUCCGCGAGGAGCCGGCGCUCGCGCACGCCGCUGCGGCGACCCCCACGCCGUGGUGGCCGUCCCUGCUGUCGACGUUGGUUUGCCUGGCUCUAGCCCUGGCUUGAGGGGCAGUCACCGCCUAAUCCCCCUUUGAAGUUGUCCACGCAAUGACCUUCCCGUGGCGUGAUGCGAGGGGACAUUGGGCGCCAAACGUUCUGCUUGCUCGGAGCCUCUGGGUGGGCGGGCCACCGUCUCCGCACAGCUGCUUGGCGGGUUGGCCUACCCAGCGCUCAGCAGGCGCUCUCAAUAGCCUUAGCCUUACCGCGUGGAACGUUCACUGUGGGGACACCUGUACGCCCACCUAUCUCAUCCCUGUGAUACGAAAAACGAUGCGCCCGUUCGCAAAGAUUUCGCCAAAUUGUAGUACCUACCUAGACCAAGAGAGUGUGUAUGACGUAUGACCAUAAAAGUGUGCAAAGAACUCUGCAACACUUCUUGGAACCCAAAGACUUAUUUUAUUUUUAAUGUCUAUGUAUAAUUGUAAAUAUAUUUGACGUAUUUGUAAGUAUGUAUCUCACUGACAACUGAUGGACUGUGAUUUUUAUUUUAUUUUGAUGAAUAAAUGCAUUAUUAUGCCAAUACUA